GUGAUUAUAUGCUCUUUGAUUUCGUCCUACAAAUAUGUCGAAAAUGACUAACGUAAAUUCUAGUUUGGCUUACGAAAUAUUGUUGUACUUAAAUAAUUUUUAUUUAGGCAUGUUUUUCGUGUGUGAAGUGGCCAUUGGGAUUUUGAAAGCGAUAAAUGUGUCGUACCCAGAGAACGCCUUGCUAACUGAAACUGGUAUUUUCGGCGCCUUGUGUGUUAUUGAGGCUUUCCGUAUAUUUUUGGGACAGACAGGAAACUUGUCUAGUAAAAUUCCUGUGUUCUUUUCAGUCCUACUCACAAUACCAUCAGCAGUAGGAGUCUGCUACUUCCUCAUCUACCAAACCUACAUUAUAAGGCUGGAAUACAUCUGGUGCGCUGUAAUGCUCAUGUUCCACGCCCUCGAGAUGGCCUUCGCCAUCCUGUUCAUAUUCACAGUGUGCAAAAACCAACAAUAUGAAUAGAAUAAGUUCCAAAGUACCUCAGUGCCAAAGAGAUACUAAUAAUGCCAAAAGCUUAUGGACUGAAAACUAUAACAUUCCAAUUUUAAGGCAGUGUUUUUCUGUUCAUAAAGUAGUAUUUUAUAUACAAGUGAUCUAUGUAACAGACAUUUGAAGGAAAGUUUUUUGUAGGAAAUAUUUAGGUGAAGGUAGUUAGGUAACAUAUAUGCUUUAUUAAAGCCUAAGUAUUAUGUAGUUUAUAUUUAAGUGUUUGUUGUUUGAAGCUUACUAGUUGUAAAAAAUACAUGACAGUCAAGAAGC
This is a messenger RNA of Cydia pomonella (codling moth), 757 nucleotides long. RefSeq names its product transmembrane protein 216-like. The transcript has 2 exons. NCBI's taxonomy places the organism in Eukaryota, Metazoa, Arthropoda, Insecta, Lepidoptera, Tortricidae. Gene Ontology annotation, cellular component: ciliary transition zone. Bases 35 to 460 code for a protein of 141 amino acids. The record is from RefSeq and is a predicted model, not a curated record. Gene Ontology annotation, biological process: non-motile cilium assembly.